AUUUCAUUCAAUGCCUCUCUCUCUCUCUACAUGACUCCAGCUCACCAGUUCCUCGUUUCAAGCUUGUAAGCUUACAUGCAAAUCCUCUCGUGUUCACAGUGACUCGCUCGAAUUCACAGUCGCAGUCACGGUCUUGUCAUGCGCCUGAGCUUUUAGUUUGGUUCUUUACCUUCUGGGUCCAGCAAUGGAGUUUUUUUGAAUGACGGAAGAAAUGGUCAAGUUUAUAAGUGGGGAGAGUGUUGUUACGAUCACAAGUAAACGACCCUUUAUUGGACGGCUCCGCUUUGGAGUUGCCGACACGGAAAGGUCGGUCUUUUCCCUUUCCGGCAGUAUCUUAGUGGCAUUUUGGGGAUUUUCAUUGGGCUUUGUAGGUGUGGGUAGAUGAACGAACUUAAGAAGGCGGAGAUAACGAAGGCGUGUGGCAGUUCGCUUCAUCCGCUGAGAGAUGACGGACUCGAGCACAUGUACUUAAAUAUUCUGUGGAAUUGUUCUCGCCAUGAGUAAAAUGCCUUGAAUUCGAGUAGCGGAAAAGAAGAAAAGAGAGAAAAACUCCGGUUUGGGUGGCCAGAAAAUCUGAGUGGAAAAAAUGCAGAGUUAGUUUGAGUUUUGGUGAAGAAUAUCCAACCAACAAGAUUUCAUUCUUCUGAUGAACGGCGAAGCUCGGAAAAAGUGGGAGAAGUUUGUGGGGUUUUAAGCUGGGGGUUGUGAUCAUUCAUUUAGUGGAAGGUUGUGUUGAGAGAAGCAGCUGCAUAAAAUCAGGUGGGUUUUGUAGUGUCUGAUUUUUGUGGAGUUAAUGCAACCAUCAUAACAAUAAUAAGAAGUGGUGAGACAUACAGGUCACGCCUCUUCGAUAUCGCUGAAGGUUCUUAGGAAUUAAGGUGGUACUGGUAUUGUUGAUCUGUUGAUUUUGGAGUUGUAUUAACUCUUUGGAAGAAAAUGGUGGGUAGUGUUGAGAGGGUUGCUCAUAAUGGGUACUCGAAUGGGUCCAUUCACAAUAAUGGGAAUGGUUUGGAGGAAAAACUCGACGAGCUCAGGCGUCUUCUCCUCAAAGCUGAUGGUGAUCCGUUGAGAAUUGUUGGUGUGGGGGCCGGUGCUUGGGGCAGUGUUUUUGCAGCUCUGCUUCAAGAUAGCUACGGCCAAUUUCGUGACAAAGUUCAAAUCAGGAUAUGGCGAAGGCCUGGUCGAGCCGUGGAUAGAGCCACAGCUGAACAUCUUUUUGAGGUCAUAAAUUCAAGGGAGGAUGUCUUAAGGAGGUUGAUACGACGCUGUGCGUAUCUGAAGUACGUUGAGGCUAGACUUGGCGAUCGUACUCUAUUCGCUGAUGAGAUUCUGAAAGAUGGUUUCUGCUUAAACAUGAUCGAUACGCCUCUCUGUCCCUUGAAGGUGGUCACUAACUUGCAGGAGGCCGUUUGGGAUGCUGAUAUUGUGGUGAACGGGUUGCCUUCCACGGAGACAAGUGAGGUGUUUGAAGAGAUCAAUAAUUAUUGGAAGGAGAGGAUCACGAUGCCCAUCAUUAUUUCUCUGGCGAAGGGCAUAGAAGCUGCAUUAGAUCCUGAACCUCAUAUUAUAACUCCUACUCAGAUGAUUAACCGUGCAACUGGAAUCCCCAUAGAGAACAUACUUUAUCUUGGUGGACCCAAUAUUGCUUCUGAGAUUUACAAUAAGGAAUAUGCAAAUGCUCGAAUAUGUGGAUCUGACAAAUGGAGGAAGCCUCUCGCGAAAUUUUUAAGACAACCCCAUUUUACAGUGUGGGACAAUAGCGAUCUUGUCACACAUGAGGUCAUGGGCGGCCUCAAGAAUGUCUAUGCCAUCGGAGCUGGCAUGGUUGCUGCUCUUACCAAUGAAAGUGCUACAAGUAAAUCGGUGUACUUUGCACACUGUACAUCGGAGAUGAUAUUCAUAACCCAUUUGUUGGCGGAAGAACCAGAGAAAUUGGCGGGACCUUUGCUGGCCGACACGUAUGUGACGUUGUUGAAAGGUCGUAAUGCAUGGUACGGGCAAAUGUUAGCCAAGGGGCAGCUGAACCUGGACAUGGGAGACAAUAUCAGUGGAAAAGGAAUGAUUCAGGGUGUCUCAGCUGUUGGAGCCUUCUACGAACUAUUGAGCCAGGCGAGCUUAAGCGUGUUGCAUCCCGAAGCAAAGAAGCCUGUUGCUCCCGUUGAACUAUGCCCGAUCCUGAAGACACUAUAUAAGAUUCUGAUAGUGAGGGAACAACCUGCGCGAGCUAUCCUGCAAGCACUGAGAGACGAAACCUUGAAUGAUCCUCGCGAACGAAUCGAGAUUGCACAGAGCCAUGCUUUCUACCGACCUUCGCUUCUUGGUCAGCCUUGAGCGGCUUGUUCUUCCGAGAGAGUGAUAAUAAGAAACCAGCAUCUUACUUGUAUGUGAGACAGAAUCAUAAUGGGUUUAUAAUGGACUUUGAAUUAAUACAUCUAUAUUUUGAUCAA
This is a messenger RNA of Syzygium oleosum, 2447 nucleotides long. Its product is annotated as glycerol-3-phosphate dehydrogenase [NAD(+)] GPDHC1, cytosolic. The record is from RefSeq and is a predicted model, not a curated record. Bases 937 to 2331 code for a protein of 464 amino acids. Gene Ontology annotation, cellular component: glycerol-3-phosphate dehydrogenase (FAD) complex; cytosol. Gene Ontology annotation, molecular function: NAD binding; glycerol-3-phosphate dehydrogenase [NAD(P)+] activity. The transcript is spliced from 5 exons. Gene Ontology annotation, biological process: glycerol-3-phosphate catabolic process; carbohydrate metabolic process. NCBI's taxonomy places the organism in Eukaryota, Viridiplantae, Streptophyta, Magnoliopsida, Myrtales, Myrtaceae.